CCAGAAACAGCUUCGUAAUGUUUUUCUCUUUUCUGAAAUGUUUGGUUCUGAUUGAAUCAAACCUUAUUAUGGUACAGGGUGCAGACCCUCCAGCAUCUACAAGUAGUGGUUGGGAUGACGCGUUCACCAAAGAUGGUUCAAUUUUACCCUUGCAUAAGUUUGGAAGUAAAAGUUACUACCUAGGAAAUAUUUUCAAGGCAACAUAUCUACAAGCCGACCAGUUCUGUAGGGACAUACAUAUGCAGUUGGUUACUGUGAAAUCGAAGGAAGAGAAUACUUUUCUGUAUCAAUUGAUCCAGAGAAAUA
Molecule: messenger RNA, 306 nt
Organism: Leptinotarsa decemlineata (Colorado potato beetle)
Lineage: Eukaryota; Metazoa; Arthropoda; Insecta; Coleoptera; Chrysomelidae
Product: macrophage mannose receptor 1
Source: RefSeq, a predicted model, not a curated record